This is a messenger RNA of Macadamia integrifolia, 760 nucleotides long. Its product is annotated as AT-hook motif nuclear-localized protein 8-like. The transcript is spliced from 3 exons. The record is from RefSeq and is a predicted model, not a curated record. NCBI's taxonomy places the organism in Eukaryota, Viridiplantae, Streptophyta, Magnoliopsida, Proteales, Proteaceae. Gene Ontology annotation, molecular function: minor groove of adenine-thymine-rich DNA binding. Bases 205 to 744 code for a protein of 179 amino acids.
AUUUUCCGAUCUCUGUAAGGCUUGGGGGUCGGUGGGCAAAAAGAAGAGAAAAAGGGUUUUUCAUUUAAACCCUAAAUCUGACCACCUUUAAACCCUAGAAUCUCCAUCUUCAUUGCUGAAUCGACCCAGCAGGUUGGGUUGAUUUGAAAGAUUGGAAGGGGUUGGGAACAAAAUUUUCAUCUUUGUCAGUGAAAUUUUGUGAGAAUGGAUGCAAGGGAAGCUACGAGGUUAGCUUCAUCUGAACCUCCAGGGAUGAUGGUAGGUCCCAACCCUUAUGGGAUGAGCUUGCACCCCACUUCAAUGCUUAGUCCCAGCUCUGCAGGGAUAAUGCAGAACCUUCGACUACCAUAUAAUCAGGUUGUAACUUCUGUGUCGAGGCCUUCUGAACCUUCAAACUCUGCUGGGUUUCAUAUCGAGGGCUUGAGACCAUGUGGGUUUACCAUGAGCGAGCCUGCAAAGAAGAAAAGAGGAAGACCCAGGAAGUACGGUCCUGAUGGGAGUAUGGCAUUGGCAUUGGCUCCUUUCUCUUCUCCGGUUUCUGGACAAUCCAACAACAACAGCAACAACAACAACAACAACACCCACCAUAAUGGGAGCAGCACCCCAUUGUCUGAGCCUCCCUAUAAGCGGAACAGAGGGCGGCCGAAGGGUUCCGGCAAGAAGCAGCAGCUGGAUGCUUUGGGGGCCCCUGGUGUUGGUUUUACUCCCCACAUUAUCACUGUUAAAGCUGGCGAGGUAUGUUAAUUUUACCCAUCAAGAG